GCGGCGGCGGCGGCCGCGGCAGAGCGGAGGGGAGGGGGCGGCCGGCCGCGCGGAGGGAGUGAGUCACCUGACUGCCGCCCGCACCGCCCGCCGGGCUCGCUAGCUGCCGUCAGUCGGGCCGCGCCGCGUCUCGGCUCUGGUAUCUCCACCAUAAAUUUAAAAUAAUUUUGAAAAUAAAGACCCUUAAAGGAAAGUCAAAGGACUAAAGGUGAACAUACAUGAUACUCUUGGGUCUUUGCCAUUCACUUGGAAAAUUGGAGAUAAAGUUUACCUAAGUUCAGAAGAACACUCAAACUCUGGAUAUCUUGGUUAUAUUGUAACAGGAGCUGGCUUGGGGGAUUUUGAAACUUAGUCUGGACCCAAGAAAGAUGUCAGGGUUGGUGACAAUUAGAAGCAUGCUUUCCGCUGAACUUCCUGACACCAUUUGUUACGCAGAAUGAGUGAGAACACAGUUUUUGCCUAUGAGUCUUCAGUCCACAGCACCAAUGUCUUGCUCAGCCUCAAUGACCAACGGAAGAAAGAUGUGCUGUGUGACGUCACUGUCUUCGUGGAGGGUCAGCGAUUCCGAGCACACCGGUCGGUGCUGGCGGCAUGCAGCAGUUACUUCCACUCGAGGAUUGUAGGGCAGGCCGAUGCGGAGCUUAACAUUACUCUACCAGAAGAGGUGACAGUUAAAGGAUUUGAACCUCUAAUUCAGUUUGCCUACACUGCUAAACUGAUUUUAAAUAAAGACAAUGUGGAUGAAGUGUGCAAGUGUGUGGAAUUUUUAAGUGUACAUAAUAUUGAGGAAUCUUGCUUUCAGUUUCUCAAAUUUAAGUUUUUGAACUCCACUGCAGACCAGCAAGAAUGCCCAAGAAAAAAAUGCUUCUCCUCACACUGUCAGAAAACAGACCUUAAGUUUUCACUUUUGGACCAGAGGGAUCUAGAAAUUGAUGAAGUGGAGGAGUUUCUGGAAAAUAAAAAUGUUCAGACUCCUCAAUGUAAACUCCGUAGGUAUCAAGGAAAUGCAAAAGAAUCGCCUCCUCUACAAGACAGUGCCAGUCAAACGUAUGAAUCCAUGUAUUUAGAAAAGGAUGCUGCCCUGGCUUUGCCAUCUUUAUGCCCCAAAUACAGAAAAUUCCAAAAAGCAUUUGGAACUGACAGAGGUCGCGCUGUGGACUCCAAUGUCAAAGACGUUCAUGCUGCUUCUGUUCAGUCAAAUGAGACAUCUGAAAAUGAAAGUUUAGGAGGAGUCCAGGACUGUGCAGAUUUGCAGGUGAUUUUAAAAUGUGAACAAAGUAAAUUAGCAAUGGAACAUGAAGAAACAAAGAAGAAAGAGCCUGCUUCUUUGUGCCCAGCUGAAAAAACAGAAGUGACUCCUUUCCCCCACAGUUCUUCUACAGACGCUCAUGGACUUUAUUCUCUGUCUCUUUUACACACAUAUGACCAAUAUGGUGACUUGAAUUUUUCUGGUAUGCAAAACACAACAGUGUUAGCAGAAAAGCCUUUGUCAGGUCCAGAUGUUGCAGAAGAGAAAACGUUUGGUGAAAGUCAAGAUUUACAUUUGAAAUCUGACUUGGGCCCCAGAGAAGAUAGUAGCCUUGCAUCUAGCGAUCGGAGUAGUGUGGAACGAGAAGUGGCAGAACACCUAGCAAAAGGCUUCUGGAGUGACAUUUGCAGCACAGACUCUCCUUGCCAAAUGCAGCUGUCACCUGCUGUGGCCAAAGAUGGCUCCGAACAGAUCUACUCACAGAAGCGGUCUGAGUGUCCCUGGUUAGGUAUCAGGAUCAGUGAGAGCCCAGAACCAGGUCAGAGGACUUUUACAACAUUAAGUUCUGUCAACUGCCCUUUCAUAAGUACUCUGAGUACUGAAGGCUGUUCAAGCAAUUUGGAAAUUGGAAACGAUGAUUAUAUUUCAGAACCCCAGCAAGAACCUUGUCCAUAUGCUUGUGUGAUUAGCUUGGGAGAUGACUCUGAGACAGACACAGAAGGAGACAGUGAAUCUUGUUCAGCCAGAGAACAAGAAUGUGAGGUAAAACUGCCGUUUAAUGCCCAACGAAUAAUUUCACUUUCUCGAAAUGAUUUUCAAUCUUUGUUGAAAAUGCAUAAGCUGACUCCAGAACAACUGGAUUGUAUCCAUGAUAUUCGAAGAAGAAGUAAAAACAGAAUUGCUGCGCAGCGCUGUCGCAAGAGAAAACUUGAUUGUAUCCAGAAUCUUGAGUCAGAAAUUGAGAAACUGCAAAAUGAAAAGGAAAGCUUGUUGAAGGAAAGAGAUCACAUUUUGUCAACUCUGGGUGAGACAAAGCAGAACCUAACUGGACUUUGCCAGCAAGUCUGUAAAGAAGCAGCUCUAAGUCAAGAACAAAUACAGAUACUUGCCAAGUACUCAGCCACAGAUUGCCCACUUUCCUUUUUAAUUGCUGAAAAAGGAAAAACUACUCCUGAUGGUGAGCUUGCAUUAUCAUCAAUUUUUAAUUCAUCUGACGGGCCUCCCAGUGCAAGAGGAAACAGUGAGUGCAGCUAUGUGCGGGGGCAGGAAUCACAGCAGACCCCCACAGCUGCCUCUGAGCAAGGUCGACUUGUGGAACAGUGUGGUCAGAGUGGCGGGAUCUCAGAUUUCUGUCAGCAGAUGACCGAUAAGUGUACUACUGAUGAGUAAACGUGCAUUCACUUCUUCAAACCACCUAAUUGUCUUCUGAAGUUUUGGCAGUCUUGAAAGCCUAAUACAGCCAUCUGUUGUUUAGCAAUAUUGUUUUUUCCCUGGUAGUUUGCUCUUAAAGGAAUUUCUCUUAAGUCAACCCUAAUUUUUCCUUGACUCCACAAGAGACACAGAAGUGAUUUGCCUCCUGGAUACUGAAAAAUCACAUGCGAAAAUGUAGUAAGACUUUAAAACUCAGGUUUUAAAGACUAAUAACUAUUGGUAAUAACUCUUUCCAGUAUUCAAAGUAAAUAUGAGAGUAAAAACUGCAGCAUACCGAACAGUAGUUUAACAGCUUGAAAUAUCUGCAGAUAGUUCCUACUAAAUAAGUGGCCUGCAGGAGUUUAAUAAUCUGACCUUGUUGUAAUAUACUGGUUUAAAAGAAAAUUUCUCCCCAAGCAAUGCUAAUAGUUUUAUUCUAUGCAGAAGUAGGGUGUCAGCUACUGGGAAUAUUUGUGUAGAGCUGCAGUGUGAAAAAUAAAUCAUCUUGCCUGAAUCUUAGAGCUUUGCUCUUUAGCUUCUUCUAAAAUGAUUGGACUUCAUUUUGACUCCUAAGCUAAACUAGGAAGAUUUAGUAAAUGGGCAGGUGGUUGGCCUAAGGUGAGGUCUUCUGACCUUCCUCAAUAUUGACUCUAGAAAUUGUGGCUACAUAAACAGUAAAUAAGUGUCAUUUUCCCUUUUUUAUUUUUCUUCUUCAGUCUCUAUGACAUCUGGGCCCAUCAUGAACUUUCUAUUUCUUGACGUUCUUGUCCCUUUGGAAGAAGAAAUAGGACACAAGAUAUAGUGGCCUGAGUGAAUGCUCUGUCAGGAUUAUCUUAGGCUCCCUAGAAUGAGUGAGAGCUCACCAACAUACAAGGCUGUUCAAUUUCCACCAUGGGUCACCAAUGCCAGACAACCAGACACUGGGGGGAAGAAAAUUGCCUACGUUUACCAGGAGUGUAGUUCAUUUAUCAUCCUACUUUUGAAGUCCUACGGUUUACUUGUAAAAAGCAUUAUUGUAGAUAAAAAUGUAUCUGCAACAACUCUGCAGGUUUGUGAAAGAGGGUGAAACUAGAUCUUGUUCUGUUGUGAGUUUGCAUUUGGAAACCAGGUUUAAUCCUUGCUCUCUUCCCCAGAUCUGGUGUGGUAUAAAGGCACACAAGUCAUUUUGACUUAGGCAUUUUAAAAAUCAGUCUUUGUGUUUAUUUGAUCCUGUUAUAAAAUGUUUUUAUAAUAUCAUGACCUAUUCCAUAACAUUUUGCAGUGGUCCUUAGGCAUUCUGGAAUUACAGACUUGUUUGAGAGUCUCAUGAAAGCUAUGGACCUUCUCAGCAAUGAAAAAAAAACUUAUAUGUAUUCACAUUCACAGAAACAUUUGCAGAACCCAGUUUUAAAGGGUACCUAGGAGUAGUUUAUAGUAUUUGAAAUAGAAAGUUCUUCAUUUCACUGCAGUCAGACACCGAGACACUCUUAUAGACUGCAUCUGGAGUCUGAUGAAGGGCCUGUGUAGCUCGUGUGGGAGACAGCCACCUCUUAUGUAUGAACGAGUCUGAGACCUUUGCCAUGAGAGUAUAUGGGGACCAGUCUUAAUGUUUCAUAGUAAUUUGUCAAAUGUUACCGUUUUUGAUCGGAGUGUGGGGGGAGGAUAUUGCCAAUUUAUUUUUCAGUGGUAUGUGAGUUAUUUCUGUUAUUGACUUAGUUUUAAGAGAAAACUAGUUGGGCUUGUUUAUUUUCUAGAGGAUUUCAUAAGUACUCAAGAAUUUGUCAGGGAGAAUGGUAAUUCUAUGAUAAUGCAUCCCAUGCUACAAAUGAAUUUGUGCGUGUGUAGGUGUAUCUGUAUAUAUAUCAUCCCAUGUAACUAUUUCUUGGAGACAUGUAAUUUUAAAUUUGAACUUUACAAUAUAAAAUAAUACAAAAACUUUUCUGGUUUACAAAAUGUAAAAUCUUAUACAAGCCAAUGGAAUCCUUGAUUUCCUACCUCAGUGUACAUUCAACUGUUUGCCAUAUCAGUUUGUGUAUGUGCAAAUGUCAGAUGAUCUUUUGCUUUAAUUGCCACUGUGUAAAUGUUUGCUUUGAAAGGUUGCUUACUAUUUUAUAAUAAAACCUAGGUGUCUCCAGAGUUCAAAUAUAAUUUUUAAGGCACUUGGUUUAAAUUUCUCUCUACCUAUAAAAAAAAUUAGCAUUAAGGGUUAUUUUAAUGUCAUCUGAAUAUUGCCAAGUGUAAUAUUUCUUAAAAUUUAGCAUUACUUUUAAUAGCCAGCAUGUAAUACAAGUAACUACACUACCUCAUAACUACAUGAUUUUCAAGUUGUAAUACAGAUGGACAGGUAAAGUUUUUAUCUUUGUCUUUUGGCCAUAAGGUAGGGAAAUUUUCUAUAUAUUGCAUAGCAUUACACAUUUAUGUCUAUUUUAACAUUAACUUCUAAAGAAGUUUUUUCUAAGAAAAUUUGUUUCAAGGCAAAAAUUUUUUUGAGGCUGCCGAAGACAAAUGACAGGAUUAUGUGUAUACAGUGUAUGCCUUUUCCUUCAUGCAGAAUUUUGAAAAUGUUGUUUUCAGUUCAUAUAUUGCAUAUUUACAUGAUCAUUGUUCCUUACUUUAUGAACUGGCUAUCUCAAUGCUUGAUGAUUUUUAAAAAGCUGUUAUGUCUAACUCAGUUAAAUAACAUUACCUUACUUUUCUUAUUUGAAUUCUAUAGCUAUAGCAAAUAAUGAGUUAAAUUAUUACAUUCAAAACAAAUGUGGAUAUAAUCUUGGUUCUCCAUCUGUAAGUUUUGUAACAAUUUACUAUAGCUUAAUGCUUAACCAGUUUUAAAUAAGAAAUUAGAUAUAUUUGAUGCAGUAGACGAUACAGGUUGCAUGUGGACACUCAGCCACGUUAACAACUUGGAAAAAAGAGAAAUGGCAAUGCUAUAAUGAAUUCUCAGGUGAACUUUUUUCAGUUAUGAAACAUCUAUUUUGAAUUUGUAAAUAUUUUAAAUGUUUUAUUAAGGCAUGUAAUAAAAUAUUCUUUGAAACUUGUUUGGUAGAAUGAAAGUUUAAAGCCAUAAUAGUAAAAGAUGGCAUACUGAUUGUAAAAUAAACAGAGAUAAUAACAUUAUUGAUUUUUUUGUAUCUUUCAUAAUACAAUUUUCUAACAAUGCAAUAAA
Molecule: messenger RNA, 5801 nt
Organism: Cynocephalus volans (Philippine flying lemur)
Lineage: Eukaryota; Metazoa; Chordata; Mammalia; Dermoptera; Cynocephalidae
Gene: BACH1
Product: BTB domain and CNC homolog 1
Exons: 6
Coding region: 437-2638 (733 amino acids)
Biological process (GO): regulation of transcription by RNA polymerase II
Molecular function (GO): DNA-binding transcription factor activity, RNA polymerase II-specific; protein binding; RNA polymerase II cis-regulatory region sequence-specific DNA binding
Source: RefSeq, a predicted model, not a curated record